UGAAAAAAACCUUUGACACAGCAAACACUUUAGGGUAAACUGCAGCAGUUCAUUUCCUCUCACGGUUGGAUUUGCAGUGCGUUUCUAAACAUCAGACAGCUUGUCCGAUUUACAGGAGAACUCAAAACACCUGUAAGAUGUCUUUGAAAGGGAUCCUGAAGAUAUUUAUGAUCAUCUUCAACAGUGCAAUCUUUUUAGCAGGAGCUGCGGCUGUGGUCAUUGGCAUUUUGGCAAAAACGCAUGCACUUGGAGUGCUGAUGACCAUUAAAGACAAUGCCACAGAUGUAGUGGGUCUGUCUAAUGCUAGCUACGUGCUGAUCGCUGUUGGGGCCGUACUCGCCCUCAUGGGCUUCCUGGGCUUCCUGAGCUUCCUGGGCGUCUGUAAAUCCGACUCCCAGAAUAAGCGCAAGCUUCUGAUUGUGAGUGACCUCUGACCCUGGUUUUCAAUCACUCUUUUCUGUGAAAAAUUUGCAUCUUACCCCAAAUGUAGUCAGACACCAAGGGUAUGUUUA
Ictalurus furcatus (blue catfish) is the source of this 512-nucleotide messenger RNA. RefSeq names its product tetraspanin-1-like. NCBI's taxonomy places the organism in Eukaryota, Metazoa, Chordata, Actinopteri, Siluriformes, Ictaluridae. The record is from RefSeq and is a predicted model, not a curated record. The transcript is spliced from 2 exons. The coding region runs from base 138 to 434 and encodes 98 amino acids.